GCAUCUUUAAGUGUUUGCGAAUAACCAUGUCGUUUAAUAAUAUUGGUAAUAUCAGCUUCACUGAUAAAGCAGCGAAGAUGAUUGAGGACGCGGUUGGCCUGGCGUCGAGUAACUCCUGCGCGGAGGUUCUUCCGAUACAUUUGAUGAUAGCUAUAUUGGAGGACGACAGCCAGAUUGCUCAGAAGUUGAUUGCGAGGACUGGAGCCAGUGCAGAGGAAAUAGAGCGUAGACUGAGGUCCGUUUAUACGCAUUUACCUAGACAGACACCACAGCCGCCGUCGUUGUCCCCGUCUCCGGCGUUUAUGAGGGUGCUGAACGCGGCGCAGGCGUACCAGAAGAAGUCGGGAGACACGCACUUAGCUAUUUAUCACUUGCUGUAUGCGUUGGCGACAGAAAACGCGGAGAUAAAGGGCAUUUUCUCGGACUGCGGCGUGAACGAGAAGUUGCUUGAGACGGCGUUGCAGGAGGUGAAGGGGAACCGUCGAGUGGACUCGAAGACGGCGGAGGAGAACUUCGAGGCGCUGCAGAAGUAUGGAGUGGAUAUAGUGGAACAGGCGGAAUUGGGCAAGUUGGAUCCUGUGAUUGGGCGAGACGAGGAGAUUCGUCGCGUGAUUCAGGUCUUGUCAAGGAGGACGAAGAACAAUCCGGUGUUGAUAGGCCAUCCUGGGACGGGAAAGACAGCGAUAGUGGAGGGCUUGGCGACUAGGAUUGUGAGGAAUGACGUGACGGAGAAUUUGCAGAAGUGUCGGAUUAUUUCCCUGGACAUGGGUAGCUUGGUGGCGGGAGCCAAGUACCGAGGCGAGUUUGAGGAGAGGUUGAAGUCUAUAUUGAAGGAGGUGAAAGAGUCGAAGGGGAAGAUAAUUUUGUUCAUUGACGAGAUCCACUUGGUGCUGGGAGCGGGGAAGACGGACGGGCCGAUGGACGCGGCGAAUCUGCUGAAGCCCAUGUUGGCGAGGGGUGAGUUGCGAUGCAUAGGGGCUACUACGCUGAAGGAGUAUCACAAGUACGUUGAGAAGGAUUUGGCGUUUGAGCGUCGUUUUCAGGUCGUGAUGGUGAGGGAGCCGACGGUGGAGAGCAGCAUUUCUAUACUGAGGGGGUUGAAGGACCGCUACGAGGUGCACCACGGGGUGAGAAUAAUGGACUCUGCGUUGGUGGAGGCGGUCAAUCUGUCGAAUCGAUAUAUUACGAAUCGCUUUUUGCCGGACAAGGCGAUCGACGUCGUGGAUGAGGCGUGUGCGAGCACGUGCGUGCAGUUGCACUCGCGCCCAGAGCAAAUAGACGCGUUGGAGAGGAAGAUCUUGCAGUUGGAGAUAGAGGCGGCGGCGCUGGAGAGAGAGGAAGACGAGGCGAGUAAGUCGCGUUUGGAGGUGGUGAGAGAGUCUUUGGCGAAGCAUCGAGAGGAGUUGAUGCCGUUGAACGCGCAAUACGAGUCCAGUCGAAGGUGCAUUGAGGAACUGAGAGAGAUGCGCGACCGUCUGGACAAGUUGGUGUUCAAAGCGGAGGAGGCGGAGCGUCAGUUGAAGGUGGACGUGGCGGCGGACUUGAAAUUUUACGCGAUACCGGAUUUGCAGGAGAGAGUGCGUCAAAAGACCAAGGAGGUGCAGGAGCUGAACAGCAUGUUAUCUGAGGUGGUUGGAGUGGACCAGGUGGCUGAGGUGGUUGCCAGGUGGACUGGAAUUCCGGUGUCUCGGCUGAAACAGAGCGAGAGAGAGAAGUUGCUGGCGUUGGGGAAAUGUCUGCACCAGCGCGUGAUUGGUCAAGACGAGGCCGUCGACGCGGUCGUGGAUGCGGUGCAGAGAAGUCGAGCGGGUCUCGCGCCUGCGCACCGUCCCACGGGUUCGUUUAUGUUUUUGGGUCCGUCCGGCGUGGGAAAGACCGAAUUGGCCAAAUCCUUGGCCUACGAGCUGUUUGACGACGAAAAACAUAUGAUUCGCAUUGAUAUGAGCGAAUACAUGGAAUCUCAUUCUGUGUCUCGACUUAUUGGCGCGCCUCCUGGGUACAUCGGGUACGACGAAGGUGGCCAGCUCACAGAGGCCGUUCGUCGCAAUCCUUACAGCGUCAUCUUGUUCGACGAAAUCGAAAAGGCGCACACUCAGAUCUUCAACGUCCUGCUUCAAGUCUUGGACGAGGGACACUUGACUGACGGCCUCGGGCGCCGAGUCGACUUUUCCAACGUGAUCAUCAUUCUCACCUCGAACAUUGGCAGCGAUUACCUGCUUUCUUGCAACAUCGAGAACACCAUUUCCAAUCGCGACAAGGAAGUGGUGCUGGACAUGGUCAAAAAGCGCUUCCCCCCAGAGUUCUUGAAUCGCCUGGACGAUAUCGUCGUGUUCACUCCGCUGACUAUUGAGGACCUUCGUCAGAUCGUCCCUCAACAGCUCAAGAAGAUCAGCAGCUUGCUAGCGGAUCAGAACAUCACGCUGACACUCACUCAAGGCGCAGCUGACCUGAUCAUCCAGGGAUCCUACGAUCCCAACUACGGCGCGCGGCCCAUUCGUCGAUACCUUCAAAAGAACGUCAUCACUCAGGUCGCCCGCACCAUCCUCGCCGGCGAGCUUCCUCAGCAUUCAGAAGUGGUCAUUCAGCCCAAGCCGGAUCAGUCCGGACUCGAGUUCACUAUCGUCGAGGACGUCAAGACUCAACCCGCGCCCAUGGCCGUGGAGGAAGACUAGGCUCCCCCUCCCCCGGCGGCGGCCUCCGAAAGUCUCGAGACCCUCGCAAAACGUGUAUAUAUAUACUAUACAGGCGUGUGUGUACAUAGAAGCGACGCCCCGCGUUUUUUUUUU
Molecule: messenger RNA, 2786 nt
Organism: Schistocerca gregaria
Lineage: Eukaryota; Metazoa; Arthropoda; Insecta; Orthoptera; Acrididae
Exons: 2
Coding region: 27-2672 (881 amino acids)
Biological process (GO): cellular response to heat
Cellular component (GO): cytoplasm
Molecular function (GO): ATP hydrolysis activity; ATP binding
Source: RefSeq, a predicted model, not a curated record